GACUGGCAUCCACAGGACGGGUUCUUCUUCCAAAUAAUAGGCCCAGGCCCACUCUCUCUACCUCCCUCUCUCUCUCUUCCGCUUCUUCGCGUCCAACUAAAACCCAAACCCAUGUCCGCAUUCCUCGUCCUUGCAGCUGUUCCACAGGAUGUGCUUCUCCGCCCUCCACUUGGUUGAAGCGAUGUGAUGGCUGGGAUCGGAAAUCCGACUCAGGGCUCCUCUUCCUCAGCUGCGUUCUUGAUCAGCUGAGGAUCUACCUUUUGUUUCCUUGCUUCUUCUUGCGUUGAGCUUGAUUCCGAGGGUUGUGUUGGUUGCGUAAGAGCUCAGGUGGUGGUGUCCGGUGAUGGACUCCUGGGGCUUGGAUGGCCAAACCUUUUACAAGCAGGAGCAGCAAUGAGAGGAGAGCGAGAUGCUACCAGUUUAGCCGCAGAAGGAGAAGGAGAAUAUGUGGCAAGAGGAAGCAGAGAGAAACAAGAUCUGGUAGCAGCAGCAGCAGCAGCCAUAGGUUGGUGAGAUCGAAAGCUGGAACAGGGACGCAAGAAGAGGGAGAAGGAUCUGGAUCCGACAGAGGCUCCCUAUCUUCCGAUUCCGGCGGAACCAAACGAAAGCGGAGGAGGAGAAAGAGAGGUAGAAAACGGAGGAGGAGUUCAGCUUCAUCAAAUCCACCGCCACGACUGGGGCGCUUACGUUUCUUCUUCUUCGGCUGCCACCGCUUCCUUCUCCGAGUAUGCCCGGCUUCCCGAGAGGAUGGGGGAGAGCUACAGCCACCAAAGCCUCUUCCUGCAGCAGCAGUUGCAGCGGCCGGUUGCGCGCUCGAGGCUCGGCGGCGGCGGCGUGAGGGGCGGCGCGGUCGGGGAGAUCGUGGAGGUCCAGGGAGGCCACAUUGUGCGGUCCACCGGCCGCAAGGACCGCCACAGCAAGGUGUGCACCGCCAAGGGCCCCCGCGACCGCCGCGUCCGCCUCUCCGCCCACACCGCCAUCCAGUUCUACGACGUGCAGGACCGCCUCGGCUACGACCGCCCCAGCAAGGCCGUCGACUGGCUCAUCAAGAACGCCAAGACCGCCAUCGACGAGCUCGCGGAGCUUCCUCCCUGGACCCCCUCCGCAACCGUCGCCUCUUCCUCCCGCCCUCCUCCACCUCCUCCUCCCAAUCAGUUCCCGUCCACCGAGCAGGCCACCGGCGAGUCCAGCAGGAAACCGAUUCCAGUAGCCGAUCCAGUCGCUUCCGUUGCUUUCAGCUUUGGCGGCGGCGGCGGCGGUGCUAACGCUAGCUUUCUGCCACCAUCACUGGACACCGACUCGAUCGUCGAUACGAUCAAGUCCUUCUUCCCAGUGGCUGCUGCUUCGGCUGCUACUUCGCUGUCCUCUACCCCUUCCGUUGGAUUCCACACCUACUCAUCCGACCUUCCGUCGCGAGAUAGCAGCCAAGUCAAAUACCUCCGCCUAUCCCUCCAAUCCUUCCAAGAUCCGAUCUUUCGCAAUCCUGAAUCCAGCCACCAUCAUCGCCACCACGGCCAAUACCACCAGAGCUCAGCUCCUCCCACGCACGACGCACACUUCCCGGGCUCCGUCCAGUUCGCGUUUGGCUCCGACGAACAGGGCCACCGGAUUUCUCCGUGGAACGUGGUGGAAUCGAGCGGCGGCGGCUGUGGCGGAGGCCACGCAUUCAGCUUCCCACCACCGCAGGCGGUGCCGCUGCACUCUGUGCUCGGCCAUAGCCAGCUUUUCUCUCAGAGGGGACCCCUUCAGUCCAGUAACCCGCCCGCGAUCCGAGCUUGGGCCGACCCUGCAGCUGCAGCUGCCGCAGCCGAUCACCGGAUGCAACCUGCGCUCCAUCCGUCAAUCUCAUCCAUCGGUUUGGCAUCUGGCACCGGCUUCUCAGGGUUCCAAGUCCCGGCACGGAUCCAGGGCGAAGAGGAGCACGACGGCAUCAUCACCGGCAAGCCGCCGUCUGCUUCCUCUGCGUCUCGCAGUUGAUGGAGUCGAACAGGGGAAGCGAUCACCAGCAGUCUAAAACACUUGUGUGUUCUCACAGGAUUGCUUACAGAGGAGAGUGAUGGGAACCCCAUCAUCUCUU
Musa acuminata subsp. malaccensis (wild Malaysian banana) is the source of this 2077-nucleotide messenger RNA. The record is from RefSeq and is a predicted model, not a curated record. Lineage: Eukaryota; Viridiplantae; Streptophyta; Magnoliopsida; Zingiberales; Musaceae.